Messenger RNA from Cotesia congregata, 1440 nucleotides. NCBI's taxonomy places the organism in Eukaryota, Metazoa, Arthropoda, Insecta, Hymenoptera, Braconidae. The record is from the annotation of a GenBank genome assembly.
AUGUAUUUUUUAUUACUCAUUUAUUUUUUUGAGUGUUUAUAUAAUUUUGUAAACGGUAGUUCUACUAUCAAGCCACAAAAUAUUAACGAAUUAAUAAAAAUUGGAAAAUGUUGUGACUUGAAUGAAAUUAUUCUUGAUGAUAAGUGUGCAUUAUUAACGGAGACAAAUGAAACAACAACCUGGAAACCUGAUUUUAUAGAUGAUAAUUUUCCUGUCCGUAAAAAGCAAUAUCUGAAUUUUCAAUUUAAAAUUGGGUUACCAAAUUGUCGUAAUACUGAACAUCAAUGGCAUGUUUACUAUAAUCCGUACAAUCAAAGUCAAGAUCUCCUUGCAAUUUUACCAUCUGGGAGCCUAAGGCAUAUAUUGCAUGAUCGCUGGAAUAAUACUCAAAAUCAAAAAAAUGAGCUUCAUAAUUAUGAAAUUGAUGAUGACAGUAUAACAGUAGAGUCUCUUUACUUUGAUUACUCAUUUGGGCAUUAUUGUGCAGACAAAGCAGUUCUUAGUAAAAAUUCUCUUAUUACAACUUAUGCGAUGAUAUGUGUUCCUGCAGUUGCUUGGACCGACUCAAAAUAUCUCAUUCAACGAAUAGUGGAUCCAAUAACUCGAGCAUUUGGAAUUAGCUGUUAUUUACUUGUAGCUAUUGUAUAUUUUGUUUUGCCACAGCUACGCGAUCUUGUUGGAAAUAUAAUUACAAGUAUGACCAUGUGCCUUGUAGUAUAUCAAACUGCAUCUACUGUUAAAAUAAUAACAGCAAACGCCAGUCACGUAAGCUUCUUUAUUGCCGAUUCAGUGGCCUACGUAUCUCUACUAGCAACAUUUUUCUGGCUUAAUUCAUUUGGCUACUUUGUUUGGAGCACAUUUAGGUCACGUAAUAUCUUUUUACGUGUUUCUGACGGCCAGAAAUAUUGCUAUUAUUCUUCUUAUGUUUGGGGUUCUACUGCAACAAUAUUUGGAACUGCAAUAUUUGCGCACUUUACACUGGAGACCAAUAAAGUAAUCGUCGGUGAUGGAAUCAAUUAUGCUCAAGAAAGUGUUGGAUGGUUAGCAAUGUCUGUAAUUUUUGCUUCUAUAGCAUUGACGAUAAUUGUCAAUAUUUGUUUUAUUGUAAUGACUAUCAAUACAAUUAAACAAACUCGUACAUACGGAAGGAUUCACCACAAAAUAAAAUAUAGUUUUCGAAUGUUCACGCUAUUAUUUGGAAUCUUAAGUUUAGGAUGGCUAUCUUUUAUAAUUUCGCAUUUAAAAUAUGAUUCUUUGAUUUACUGUCAUAUUAUAGUGAAUAUUCUUCAAGCACUUUUCGUAGUCUAUGUUUGUAUAUUCGAACAAAAAAGGGUGUUGUUUCUUUUAAGUAAAACAUGCAAUUGUUGCAAUAGUGUACAAAAUACUACUGACGACAUUGAUUGGGGAGAAGAAAUGACAGCUAUCAAUGCAGGAUACUGA